AUGCCCCCAGAUAACCUGACCCAGGUGGCUGACUUCAUUCUAGUUGGUUUUCCAGGUGGAGAGGAAAUCCAGGUCCUGCUCUCUCUUGUGUUCUUGGUGGCUUAUGUGCUGACAGUGACUGAAAAUGUGAUGAUCGUUGUGCUUGUCUGGACCAACCUCCAGCUCCACAAGCCAAUGUACAUGUUCCUGGGCAACCUGUCCUUUCUGGAGAUCUGGUACGUCACUGUGACAGUGCCCAACGUGCUUGUGAGCUUGGUGACAAAGAAACAAAGCAUCUCCUUCACAGGCUGCAUGGCUCAGCUGUUCUUCUUCCUGGCCCUGGCCUGCAGCGAGUGCACUCUUCUGGCUGUCAUGGCCUACGAUCGCUAUGUGGCCAUCUGCAACCCCCUGCAGUACCUGAUCAUCAUGGACCACAGCCUCUGCACCCACCUGGCUGUCGGCUCCUGGCUCAGUGGUUUCCUCAUUGCCACAGGGAAGGUUUAUUUCAUUUCACGACAGACCUACUGUGGGCCCAACAUCAUUAACCACUUCUUCUGCGAUGUGUCCCCCUUACUGCAGCUCUCCUGCAGCGAUGUGUCAGCAGCUGAGCUUAUGGAUUUCCUGCUGGCCCUGCUCAUCCUUCUUGUGCCACUCAUUGUGAUUAUGGCCUCCUAUGUGUGCAUCAUUUCUGCUGUCUUGGGCAUACCUUCAGCCCAGGGGCGUCACAAGGCUUUCUCUACCUGUGUCUCUCACCUUUUAGUGGUCAUGGUGUUCUAUACAGCCUCCUUGUUUAUCUAUGCAAGACCCCAGUCUAUUGAUUCCUUCAGCUCCUACAAACUGAUUUCUGUGGUGUACACCAUCCUGACACCCCUCAUCAAUCCCAUCAUCUACUGCUUAAGGAAUCAGGAAUUCAUAUUUGUUCUUAGGAAAACAAUACCCUGGAGAGCCAUGUUGUCCUAG
Pogoniulus pusillus (Red-fronted tinkerbird) is the source of this 939-nucleotide messenger RNA. RefSeq names its product olfactory receptor 226-like. Gene Ontology annotation, molecular function: G protein-coupled receptor activity; olfactory receptor activity. NCBI's taxonomy places the organism in Eukaryota, Metazoa, Chordata, Aves, Piciformes, Lybiidae. The coding region runs from base 1 to 939 and encodes 312 amino acids. The transcript has a single exon. The record is from RefSeq and is a predicted model, not a curated record. Gene Ontology annotation, biological process: G protein-coupled receptor signaling pathway. Gene Ontology annotation, cellular component: membrane.